Molecule: messenger RNA, 980 nt
Organism: Rosa chinensis
Lineage: Eukaryota; Viridiplantae; Streptophyta; Magnoliopsida; Rosales; Rosaceae
Exons: 5
Coding region: 198-815 (205 amino acids)
Biological process (GO): proteolysis
Molecular function (GO): cysteine-type peptidase activity
Source: RefSeq, a predicted model, not a curated record
CUGUGCCAAUGGGCCAAUACAUUCUUGAAGAAUGGGGUCACCAUCCACACCAAUUUGGGCGAGGAAAUUUUUAGCAGCCCAAGAAAGGUAGCUAUCUUUAGAAGAGAUGUGUAUGCCAUGACGCACAUGAAGGAGAUAUCUAACAACAUCAUUGUGAUGUAUAUGAGGUUUGUAAAUAAAAUGAAUAUGUUAAUUUUAUGAGGUUAUAUACUUUCAUAUUCAAUAUUCUUGUAAAGGAUUUGAAUAUUUUUGGGAUAUCUUUUUGUAGCUGCCUUUACCAAAAGUUGCAGAAAUUUAAGAUGCUACACAUGAUUUCCUUCAUAGACCCUGCUCAGACAGGCGCGCUUGGGUGUGGGAAUCCAACAGAAAGGGCUCGUUCUCUAUCAGCUUGUUAUGCAAAAGGGAAGUCGGGUCAGAUUUUUUUGGUGCCCUAUAACUCAGGUUGUCAUUGGAUGUUAACGGUUGUGAAGCCCGCUGAAGAAGUUGUGCAUUUCAUGGAUCCAUUGAAGAGACGACUCAUCACCGGUGAAUGGAAAACUAUUAUGGACAACUCAAUCAAAAUAUACAAUGCGCAAAAAAAUAAGAAAGGCAGAAAAAUAGUUACAUGGAAAAAUUGUGCGGGCAUUUCGGAGCAGCAAGGUGAUAAAACCUGUGGGUUUUGGAUUAUGCAUUACAUGAAGGACAUAGUGGAGGACAAGAACCAAGAGUGGAGUGCUAAGUGGGACAGAAAAGGAAGCAACAUGUACACACAAGAUGAUAUUGAUGAAAUUCGGGCCGAGUGGGCACAAUAUGUUGCCCAAUUUCAAGAAAGCUAGUGCUAUAUAUAUAUAUAUCUGCUUUUGGACAUGCAUCUAUAACCCAGAUUAGAAAGCUAUAGGUACUAGUUUUUUGCCUUACAUGCUCGAUAUUCUGAUACUUGUUGGGUUGCCUUUAUCGAUCAUGUCUUUUGUUUCAUGGAUGGGUUGUAUUGAACUGAUGCA